CCGCAAUACCAUACUCGCAACAUACAAAAAACCAACAAAUGGACGAGUAUGCGACGCUCAUCGACGAGCACCAGCUUCUGCUGUGUAAGAUAUGCCGGCAUGCUGUAAACCCAGGUGAUAGCGUCAAGACUCACUUUAGUCGUACGCAUCAGGUAAAGGGACAACUGCUUAAGGAUAUAACGAACUACAUCGAUGUAGACUCACUGAACAAUCCAGCUACAGUUGAACUGCCAGCCGACUGGAGCGAACCGAUUCCGAUUCUUGACGUAUAUAGCGGGUUCAGCUGCAAUGCAUGCCGCUAUGUAACACAAUCACGGAAGAACAUUACCCAUCACUGGACAGAGUCACAACAUAGCUCCGACGGACCAAAAUACAGCGCCGUACAACUACAAACAUGGACGCCAAUACGGCGCGCGAGAUACUGGAUCGUUAGAGCUUAUGGCGAUGGCGACAGUACGAUAGCACCGGAGUCUGCAGCGACAAAUAGCAUCAUGGAUAGGAUGAUCGCCGACAGCAAGGCCGAGCUACUGGAGGAGGACACCAAGAGAAACGAGCACGGUAACAGGCAGGAAGGCAUUGACUACGACUCGACUUGGGUGAAGGAAAUGAAGUGGGUGAGGCACUUUGGGGACCGGAGUCUGACCGAGAUCCAUGAUGCGGCUCAGGGGAUACGAGCAAAGGCCAGCAAGGUUAAGGAAAGAGUCCCCGAGGAUGAAAAGGCUACGAGAGAGCUGCAGCUACUCACGCGACUAAACGAGAGCUUCGACCGAGAGGUAGACCGCUGCAGCUGGCGACUAGAAGGCGUACCGAAGGAGACGUUGCAGUGUCUUCACGGCAUCCAGCCAGGGAAACCAAACAGCUUGCCAUUCGGAUGUACAGCAAAAGACAAGUCGCGGGCCAGCUAUCAGUCUGUCGGACAUCGCUACUUAGAGUUCUGCUGGCGGGCACACGAAAUGGGUCGCGAGGAAGCGGCAACACGACUGGCGAUGCACUUCACGGACGAGCAAUGGAGCUUAAUGGCAGAUGUAGCCCGCGAGCUAGAGGACGAGCAGCUAGGCGAUAUUGUCGGACAAACCGAACUGCACGAUGAUAGCGGCUUCUUUAGCGGAGACGAUGAUACCAGCAGCGAAAGCUUGAGCGACGACGAGGACGGCAGAGAGCGAAGGCCAGGACGCCGCGAAUUAGCAGCUAUGGAGACGAAAGCGCUCGACCAAGCCGUGUUUCGAUUCAUGAUAGCUUCCAUCAAGGUGCGUGUAGGCGGCGAUAUGUAUAGCAACGCAAUGCUGUGCUUCUGCGCGGCAACGGGCAUCCGAAGGCACCCGCUAGGCUACACGGAGGCGUAUCUCUUUACAGGUGUACUGGCAGCGCUAUCAUGGCUUGCCCGACUCUUUUUUCUGGAGGCCGGAUUCGAGGACGUGUCGCCGGAGGAGGAGCAUGUGGGAGUAGAGGCGCUUGAUCGGUUCCAGCAGGAGCACGAGACGUGGAUGUGCAUAGGCACUUAUACAGUGAUGAGCAAGAUCAUCAACUGGAUGGCGUAUGGCAAGGGACAUCGCAAUAAGACGGGCGGGCCGCCGACAGUGCGCUGGUCCGACGACGACGAGGCGCUGGUGCAUAACGGGGAUCACAUGCUAGUGCGUGACUUCCAGCGGGCGGCUAACAACAAUUCAUCUACGAGGUCGGGGGUGACCUCGUUGAAAACCCCAUACAAAAAAAAACCGCGCUAUUGAUGACAAG
This is a messenger RNA of Ilyonectria robusta, 1734 nucleotides long. RefSeq lists its product as uncharacterized. The coding region runs from base 39 to 1727 and encodes 562 amino acids. NCBI's taxonomy places the organism in Eukaryota, Fungi, Ascomycota, Sordariomycetes, Hypocreales, Nectriaceae. The record is from RefSeq and is a predicted model, not a curated record. The transcript has a single exon.